UUUCCUUUAACGUUAGCUGUAUUUUUGAAGUGGAAUUCUUCUCACUAUCUCCCUAUUUCCCUUUACUGUUAUUGGAUGCGUACUGGCUGUGAGGCACUGCUGGGAGCUGCAGCGAGGCCUCUCAGAGAUGAAGAAGCUCUUCUCUGCUUCCGAGGGUCUCCCAUCUCACGGGGAGUGGGGGAAGUGCCCCAAAGAAGGGGUGCAAAGAAGGCGUUGUCAUGCUGGCUGUGUCAAGAGGAGGACCAACCUAGAGGCCUUGCAGAAGAAGCUGGAGGAGCUGGAGCUGGAUGAGCAGCAGCGGAAGCGCCUCGAGGCUUUCCUGACGCAGAAGCAGAAAGUGGGAGAGCUGAAGGACGAUGACUUUGAGAAGAUCAGUGAGCUCGGCGCCGGCAAUGGUGGCGUGGUGUUCAAGGUCUCUCACAAGCCUUCCGGCCUGGUCAUGGCCCGAAAGCUUAUCCACUUGGAGAUCAAGCCGGCCAUCCGCAACCAGAUCAUCCGCGAGCUGCAGGUGCUGCACGAGUGCAACUCACCCUACAUUGUGGGCUUCUACGGGGCCUUCUACAGCGAUGGCGAGAUCAGCAUCUGUAUGGAGCACAUGGAUGGGGGUUCCUUGGAUCAAGUCCUGAAGAAAGCUGGAAGAAUUCCUGAGCAAAUUUUAGGAAAAGUUAGCAUUGCUGUAAUAAAAGGCCUGACCUAUCUGAGGGAGAAGCACAAGAUUAUGCACAGAGAUGUCAAGCCCUCCAACAUCCUGGUCAACUCCCGUGGGGAGAUCAAGCUCUGUGACUUUGGGGUCAGCGGGCAGCUCAUCGACUCCAUGGCCAACUCCUUCGUGGGCACCAGGUCCUACAUGUCGCCAGAAAGACUGCAGGGCACCCACUACUCAGUGCAGUCGGACAUCUGGAGUAUGGGGCUCUCUCUGGUGGAGAUGGCGGUUGGGAGGUACCCCAUCCCCCCUCCAGAUGCCAAGGAGCUGGAGCUGAUGUUCGGGUGCCAGGUGGAGGGAGACGCGGCCGAGACGCCUCCCAGGCCCAGGACCCCUGGAAGACCCCUCAGCUCAUACGGAAUGGACAGCCGGCCUCCCAUGGCAAUUUUCGAGCUGCUGGAUUACAUAGUCAAUGAGCCACCUCCAAAACUGCCCAGUGGAGUCUUCAGUCUGGAAUUUCAGGACUUUGUAAAUAAAUGCUUAAUAAAAAACCCUGCAGAGAGAGCAGACUUGAAGCAGCUCAUGGUUCACACGUUCAUCAAGCGGUCUGAUGCUGAGGAGGUGGACUUCGCAGGUUGGCUGUGUUCCACCAUUGGCCUUAACCAGCCCAGCACACCGACCCACGUGGCCAGCGUCUGAGCUGGGGCUGAGAGGCCUCUGCCGGCAGUCACCGAGCUCACUGCUCCAGCCUCUCCCAUGCUUGUCUCCAGACGUGCAUUUCACCUGUGACACAGGAUGAAGACACAGCAUGUGCCAAGCUGUACUCGUGUUACUUUUCAUAGUCUUUAUUAUCACUGUUGUUACCCCUAAGUGGAUUGGCUUUGUGCUUGGGGCUGUUUGUGUGCUGACGAUCGAACACGUGCCGGCUGGACAGUGACGUGGUGACAGUGGUUGUUGCAGUUUCCGCUCUGUGUGGCUGUCCCAGUCGCCAGUGUCUCCGGGCUCCGGGACACCUGGUGACACUUCCCCCUGCCAAAGUGCACCUUCUCUCAGCAGAGGAGGGGCCGCUGAGUCCUGUCCCUGGCAGCGCAUGUGACGCAUGCUGUGCUGCUGUGACACGAGCAUUGGAAAGUGGACAUCACAUCAUGUUUUGCUUUUGAUGUAAAAUUCAGGAAUUUCCAUCAAAAUCUAGCCAGAGCCCCUCACUGCCAUGAAAGCCGGGGCAUCACCAGUCUGUCUACCUGGUGAUCUAUAGACUUUGGUUGUGUUUCUAUAUUUAUUUUAAAAUACACUAUGUGGGUACUUAGUGGUGUACGUCUCUUUAGGUUUGGAUUAGUGUUUCUAAAAUAAUGGAGUUAUUUUGAAUGUCAC
This is a messenger RNA of Fukomys damarensis (Damara mole-rat), 2014 nucleotides long. It is a transcript of the gene Map2k1, whose product is annotated as mitogen-activated protein kinase kinase 1. Gene Ontology annotation, molecular function: protein kinase activity; ATP binding. Bases 128 to 1342 code for a protein of 404 amino acids. Gene Ontology annotation, biological process: protein phosphorylation. NCBI's taxonomy places the organism in Eukaryota, Metazoa, Chordata, Mammalia, Rodentia, Bathyergidae. The transcript has 11 exons. The record is from RefSeq and is a predicted model, not a curated record.